UGUCUAAGAAGAAAAUAAUCUGAAAUUUAUUACCUACGUUGUAGGAAAUUCACAAUUCAAAAGUUUUAAUCUUUCUAGAUAACAAAAAACAAAAAAAUUAUGAACUUAACUUACAUAUAUUUUUCAAAUUAAAGUUGAAGUUAUUUUGUCCGGGAGUUGAAAGUUGUAUGUUCCCGUGAAUUACAGAGAAAUUUCUAUCCAAAGAUGGGGGGUUGUCGGUGUACAUAUCGGAACUGCACUGUCCGUUCAGAUGGAGUAACACACAUGUUUCAUUACCCAGUAUUUGAUAAAGUAAGAUGUCAUCAAUGGUUAACAAAUGCACAGAGAUUAGAUUUUUUAAAUUUAAAAGUGUCCCAAUUAAAGAAUCGAGUUGUGUGCCAACACCAUUUUGAAGAUUAUUGGUUUAUGAAUUUUAAGAAAGAAAAGUUAAAGUUUGAAGCUGUUCCAACAUUGAAUGGACCAUUUUGUGAACCGAAAGAAGACAAAACAUCAGCAUCUGAUAAAAUGUUCCCAAUAACACUAGAGGAUAUCGAAAAUGAGGUUCUCACAAUUUCUGAUAAGAAAGCAAAUUUUUCAGUGAAAUAUGUAAAUUUUCUAACCAACAAUGAGUUAGAUGAUGUAGAUUUAUUGAAUAAUUAUAACAAAUUUUAUACACCUAAAGCUAAACAAAUUGAAAUAAAAAAUGUAACAACUUUAAAUGAGGGUGUUAAUCAACAAAAUAGAAAACAACACUGGUCUGGAAAAUUAAGAUCGUCAAAGGGUAUAAAACAGAACGUUAUUUCAGAAAAUUCUAAAAAUGACGAUUCGAACGCAAAUCUAAAUCUUACAAUGUUAAAUAAUCCUGUUACAUUAAACGUGGAAUUUAUUCCACAAGAAGAAAAUAGACCAGAAGUUUGUAAAAUUAUUGAUGAUACAACAGAUAAAAUUAUCAAAAAGUAUUCAUCACAUGAAACAACAAGCCAGUAUACACCAUCUGUUUUAACAGUUCCAAAUACGAAUGAGAUUGUAAUCGCAAACCUGAAUCAAGAUGAUUUCCAGCAUAACGUUUGUAACAAAAGUAUGCCUAACCUUGAAUUGUAUGCAGAACCACCACAAUCUCAACUAAAAUUCGAACCUCUCAAUUCUUUUAAAGACAAGAACAAAGCAGUCCACAUAUUAGAACAACGAAAAAUUUCCUCAUAUAUCCCCAUUCCUAAAUAUUUACAACCACUAUCCCCUAGUGGAAUAUUAAGACUACCUAUUCGGAAAACUACAAACAAUACUAAUUGUUAUUAUAGAAAUACUGUAAAUCCGAAUCCUAUUGUCCCUACUACCUCUAGCAUAGAUAAUAAACCUCAUAUAAGUAGUGUUUACCACAUAGAUAUUAAGCCUCACGUAGAUAGUAAUCCCAAUAUAGAUACUACCUCUAAUGUAGACACUAACUGUAAUGUAGAUAUUAAUCCUAAUGUAGACGCUAUUCCUAAUGUAGACAUUAAUACUGAGGUAGACAUUAAUCCUAAUGUAGACAUUAAGCCUAACAUAGAUAUUAAUCCUAUCAUAGAUAUCAACCCCAUCAUAGAUGUUGACCCUAACACAGAUAUUAAUCGUAACAUAGACAUUAAUUCUAAUAUAGAUAUUGAUCCUAAUGUAGAUAUUAAUCGUAAUUUAGAUACCACUUCUAACAUACAUACUAAAGCUACUGCUGACGACGAAGAACAAGAAAAGUUUAUUCCAUCCAGAACUGUUCAAAAUAUUGAUUCUGUGUUAAAAAAUACGAAAGAUGACAAAUGCAGAAUGGCUACAAAACAAUCGCCUAAUAAAAGUCUUUUAAAAAAUAAAGUAAAUGCUAAGCAACUAGCAUCUAUUAAAGAAAAGAGAAAGUUUAAUAUGAAACUAAGAGAUGUGAUAGAGUCAUGCUUAGAUAAUCAAGAUAAUGAUAAUAAAAUCACAAACAGUAACUCGGCAGACAAAUGUACCAAUCUAGAGAAUAUAAAAAACACGAAAAUAAUGGAAUUGAAAAAUUCUAAUGUAACAAGUUCAUUGUCAAAGGAUCCCAAUUUACCUAGUAUUGGAGAAUAUUCUAUUGCGUAUUUAGAAGCCAGAAUGAAAAGAAUGGAAGACAUAUUACUUAAUAAGAUAGAUCAGAAUUCUCAACGAAUUGUUGAACUAAAAAAUACAGUUGUGCGUUCAAAAAAAAAAUCAGUCCAUACUCAAACAGCUCACACUGACGAAACUUACAAGAAGUUCCUCUACAAUGAAAUAUCAAAAUACUUGAGCCCCGAUAGCAACAGCUUAAUUUACGAAGAACUUUUCAUUAGUAAAUAUGCGCAAAAAUCAUGUAAAGUUUCUCCAUCGCCUAAAAAACGUCGCAAAAGGUAACGAUAGUAGACAUAAAUACAAACGUUUUAUGAAAAUAAAUGUAAAUAGCACGUCCUGUAAAAUAAUUUUAUUGUGUAUAAAUAUAAUACAUCAUAAA
Molecule: messenger RNA, 2455 nt
Organism: Bombyx mandarina (wild silkworm)
Lineage: Eukaryota; Metazoa; Arthropoda; Insecta; Lepidoptera; Bombycidae
Source: RefSeq, a predicted model, not a curated record